Molecule: messenger RNA, 1441 nt
Organism: Acomys russatus (golden spiny mouse)
Lineage: Eukaryota; Metazoa; Chordata; Mammalia; Rodentia; Muridae
Gene: Capza2
Product: capping actin protein of muscle Z-line subunit alpha 2
Exons: 10
Coding region: 117-977 (286 amino acids)
Biological process (GO): barbed-end actin filament capping; actin cytoskeleton organization
Cellular component (GO): actin cortical patch; F-actin capping protein complex
Molecular function (GO): actin filament binding
Source: RefSeq, a predicted model, not a curated record
GGCGGGGCCCCUCCCUUGGCGGGGGCGCGCGCGCGCGGCGCGGAAGACCGCACUGGAAGGGGGAAGUCAGGUGGCCGCCGCCGCCACCAGCGCCACGGUUUGUCGCCAGAAGGAAGAUGGCGGAUCUGGAGGAGCAGUUGUCCGAUGAGGAGAAGGUACGCAUAGCAGCAAAAUUCAUCAUCCAUGCUCCUCCUGGAGAAUUUAAUGAAGUUUUUAAUGAUGUUCGAUUAUUGCUCAAUAAUGAUAAUCUUCUCAGGGAAGGAGCAGCUCAUGCAUUUGCACAGUAUAACUUGGACCAGUUUACACCAGUAAAAAUUGAAGGCUAUGAAGAUCAGGUGUUGAUAACAGAACAUGGAGACUUGGGAAAUGGAAAGUUUUUGGAUCCAAAAAACAGAAUCUGUUUCAAAUUUGAUCAUUUAAGAAAGGAAGCAACUGAUCCAAGGCCCUACGAAGCAGAAAAUGCGAUUGAAUCCUGGAGAACUUCAGUAGAAACUGCGCUGCGAGCUUAUGUAAAAGAGCAUUAUCCAAACGGGGUCUGCACUGUGUAUGGCAAAAAAAUAGAUGGGCAGCAAACCAUUAUUGCAUGCAUAGAAAGCCAUCAGUUUCAAGCAAAAAAUUUUUGGAAUGGUCGUUGGAGGUCAGAGUGGAAGUUUACAGUCACUCCUUCCACCACACAGGUGGUUGGCAUUUUGAAAAUUCAGGUUCAUUACUAUGAAGAUGGUAAUGUCCAGCUAGUGAGUCAUAAAGAUAUUCAAGAUUCCCUCACAGUGUCUAAUGAGGUGCAAACUGCAAAGGAAUUUAUAAAGAUUGUAGAAGCUGCAGAAAAUGAAUACCAGACUGCCAUCAGUGAGAAUUAUCAGACGAUGUCGGACACUACCUUCAAAGCCUUACGUCGACAGUUGCCAGUUACACGUACUAAGAUCGACUGGAACAAGAUCCUUAGCUACAAAAUUGGCAAAGAGAUGCAGAAUGCAUAAAUGAACAUUGCAUGAGCAGAUUGUUUAGUGUCUUUGCGUUACAAAAAAAAUUAUUGCAAAAGUAUUCUGAGCUGUCAGCUGCCCAGUGAGGUGGGCGGUUGCAUCUGAGAUCACUGUAAUUAAGGAGUGUGGUUAGAGCACGGAGCUUAGCUGAUAACCUUGUUCCAUUUCCUUUCUUCAGAGGGUCGGAAAUGAGUUUAGAUAAGCAUCUUACUCCAUUCCUCCUUCCCAAGCAUCUCUCUCUCUGCUCCUUCUACAGUGGAAAGGUGAUCCCUCUGGGUCAUGUCUAAAGGGUUUGAAAUAUCUCAAAAGCAUCUAUUUACGGUAGCCCUGACAUUGUCUUUGGCUUGUGAAAGGACAGCUAUUGGUGUUAGCCCAGUUGUGUUUAGCGGGCUCAAAAAUGGACACUCUAGUUAAGGUGGUUGAUGGACUUAGUCAUAUAUGCUGCUAAAGAAGUUAUCUAC